CUUCAAUUGGGUAGAUUUCGUGGCUCACUGCUCCAUUGUUGUUCGAGGAUGUACACUUGGGUCAAAUACCUUCUAUGGGCAUUUGCUCUUUCGACGUAUAAGUCCUUACCAUUUGCCUACUACGUCCGUAUCUACUGGGUCUUUGGAUCAAACUUGAUAUUGGCAAAGUACUUCCCGUAUUGGAAGUUCACCGCUAAGGACAUCUUUAGAGUGGAUAGAUUCCAGACUUAUAACUCACCGUUGGAAUGUGAUUUCUACUUGCACAAGAAUAACGCUUGCUACUUCGAGGAACUGGACAUUGCAAGAUCGCAAUUGAUGACUAGAAACUUCCAACAUUUCUUCCAUAACUAUCCUACAAAGAGUGGUGGUUAUGUCUUCGUUCCAGUGGCUAAUAUCUUUGGGAGCUUCAAGAAAGAGAUCAAGCCGUUUGCCAGAUACCAUAUAGACUCACGUAUCCUUGCAUGGGAUGAUAAAUGGAUCUUUAUUCUCUCUAAGUUUGUGCUGAAUGGAUCUGAAGCUGUGGCCUCCACAUGUGUUACCAAAUACGUGUUGAAGGAUGGUAGAAAAACCGUCCAGCCAAUAGAAGCAAUCAAGUUUCAAGGCUUAUAUAACGACGAUGCUGCUAAGCAGAACGAGGAGAACUUGAAACUGUGCUCAUGGUUGGUGAAUACUGACCAAUUGGAUAGCUUCGAGAUGGGUAUUAGCAACUUGUAAAGCCCAGUUACCCAUCAAUUGAAGUUUUUGGAUAGCGACUAACAGCAUGGAUAGACUAAUUGGCAGUAUUUUCGACCCCAUUUGUCUUCUGGGAAGUUCGUUGAGAGGUCUUUGCAAUAGUUGAAUCAACUCUGAGAUUUUUGAAUGAACGCUAGUAUGAUUGUCCUUUGCUCUAUGUUUAAUUUCUUUUAAUACAUGUAGUGGAACCACUAUGGAAGAGAA
Messenger RNA from Williopsis jadinii, 936 nucleotides. RefSeq lists its product as uncharacterized. The record is from RefSeq and is a predicted model, not a curated record. The transcript has a single exon. The coding region runs from base 49 to 714 and encodes 221 amino acids. Lineage: Eukaryota; Fungi; Ascomycota; Saccharomycetes; Phaffomycetales; Wickerhamomycetaceae.